This is a messenger RNA of Taeniopygia guttata (zebra finch), 4681 nucleotides long. RefSeq names its product kinesin family member 7 (gene KIF7). Gene Ontology annotation, biological process: mitotic spindle organization; microtubule-based movement; spindle elongation. Gene Ontology annotation, cellular component: microtubule associated complex. The record is from RefSeq and is a predicted model, not a curated record. NCBI's taxonomy places the organism in Eukaryota, Metazoa, Chordata, Aves, Passeriformes, Estrildidae. Gene Ontology annotation, molecular function: microtubule motor activity; ATP binding; microtubule binding.
AUCCUCCUCCGCGGCCCCUCGCAUCCUCGUCCCCGUCCCCUCGCAUCCUCGUCCCCGGCCCCUCGUACCCUCCCCCGGCCCGGGAGGAGCCGCUGACGCCAUCGCGGCGCGCCGGGCGCGGCCAUGGCGGCGGAGGCGGCGGUGGUGCGGGUGGCGGUGCGGGUGCGGCCGCUGCUGCCCCGGGAGGCGCUGCGGGGACACCGGCCCUGCCUGCGGAGCGAUGCCGCCACCGGAGAGGUGGCGCUGGGCCGCCGCCGGUUCCGCUUCGCCGCCGUGCUGCCCGAGGCGGCGGGGCAGGCAGCCGUGUACCGGGCCUGCGUGCAGCCGCUGCUGCGCGCCUUCUUCCGCGGCUUCAACGCCACCGUCUUCGCCUACGGACAGACCGGCUCCGGCAAGACCUACACCAUCGGGGAGGCCAGCGUCGCUUCCAUCAAUGAAGAUGAGCAGGGCAUCAUCCCACGAGCCAUGGCCGAGACCUUCAGGCUCAUCGAUGAGAAUGACCUGAUCGACUACACGGUCCGAGUGUCCUACCUGGAGGUGUACAAGGAGGAGUUUCGGGACUUGCUGCAGGUGGAUACAGCCAGCAAAGACAUCCAGAUCCGGGAGGAUGACAAGGGGAACAUUGUGCUCUGUGGCGUGAAGGAGUCAGAAGUGGAAGGGCUGGACGAGGUGCUGAGCCUGCUGGAGAUGGGGAACACAGCCAAGCACACGGGAGCCACCCACAUCAACAGGCAGUCGAGCCGCUCGCACACCAUCUUCACGGUGACCAUGGAGCAGCGGCGCGGGGCUGGCCGGCUGCCCCUGCACCACCGUGCCCCCGCUGUGCCCGCCCCCGGACAGGUCCUGGUGUCCAAGUUUCAUUUUGUGGACCUGGCGGGCUCAGAGAGAAUUGUGAAGACGGGAAACACAGGGGAGAGGCUGAAGGAGAGUAUCCAGAUCAACUGUGGCCUCCUGGCCUUGGGCAACGUCAUCAGUGCCUUGGGAGAUCCUCGGAGAAAGACUACCCACAUCCCGUACAGGGACUCCAAAAUCACCAGGAUCCUGAAAGACUCCUUGGGGGGGAAUGCCCAGACCGUGAUGAUAGCCUGUGUCAGCCCCUCAUCCUCUGACUUCGACGAAAGCCUCAACACGCUCAAUUACGCCAACCGGGCUCAGAACAUCCAGAACAAGGCGGUGGUGAACUGCCGCAAGGAGACGGAGCACAUCGAGGAGCUCCACCUGCAGAUAAAGAACCUGCAGAAGGCGCUGGAGCAGCGGCAGCGCUCCGAGACCCGCAUCAUCCACCGCUCGGGCAGCGCCAAGCGCGGCGCGCCGGACGCCACGGCCCGGCUGCUGGCCGAGUGCGCCCAUUACCGCACCUGCACCGACGCCGCGCACCGGCUGCUGACGGAGCUCCAGGAGGACAGCAACCUGACCGUGGAGCAGAUCCUGCGUGUCAAGGAGUGGCUGUGCGCCGUGGAGAGCGAGAGGAGCGAGCUGACCUCGGCCGGGCUGGAUAGUGGCAUUGAGAGCACCUCCACGGAAGAGCAGGGACCGGAGGCUCAAGGUUCAAAACUGGCAAAAGCCCAGGAGCAGGUGAGCACUGAGAAGAAGUGUGAGUCCAUCAAAGAUGAGCAGGUGGCCAAGCUACAGAGGCAAGUGGAACGCCUGGAGGAGGAGAACCGUGAUUUCCUGGCUGCCCUGGAAGAUGCUAUGGAACAGUAUAAGCUGCAGAGUGACAAACUGCAGGAGCAGCAGGAUAAGAUCUCAGAGCUGCACGUGCGCUUGGAGAUGGCAAUGCCAAAUCUGUGUGUGCCAGGACUGCUGGAAAAUCUUCACCUGGUCACUGCCAGCCAGAGACCUCACACAGCCCCACUGGAUGCUGCCCCAUCCCAUGGCUUUGGUGGGGUUCCCUCUGGGCUGCUUCCUGAGCAGAAUGGAAGAGCUCUUUGCAAGAAGGGUGACAGGCACCCGAACCACACACAGCGCCCGACUGGCGAUCCUGAGGUGCUGCUGAGGAGGGAGCUCAGCCAGGACUCAGAAAAGCCAUCAGAGCUGUCCUCAGGAGAAGAGAUGGAGGAAUGGGAACGGAAACAGUCCCUGUCCCGGUGCCAAAAUGGGAUCCAAAAUUUAAGCAAGAAAGAGAUGUUCAAGUGGAGCGAGGAGCCAAGUGGAGGCAAUGCCCAUUCAAUUCAGGAGGAGCAGCUGGAGCUGUCAAAAGAGGUCUGUGGGAAGCGGGAGUCACUGCUUGGUUCCUGGGAGCGCCUGCCAGGGAAGGACUCAGAGUGGAGGCUGGUGCAAGCGCAGCAGAAGAUUCGAGAGCUGGCAAUCAACAUCCGCAUGAAGGAGGAGCUGAUCACGGAGCUCAUUAAGACAGGCAAGGAUGCCCAGGCUCUGAACAAGCAGUACAGCCAGAAGAUCAAUGAGCUGGAGCAGGAAGCAGAGCAGGUGCGGGCAGAGCUCAGCGACAGCCAGAAGCAGCUCCAGGAGCUGGAGGGCAAAGAGCCGUGGGACCCUGGGGAGAAGCGCAAGCUGCAGGAGUACCGCACACGCUUGGCGGCCGCGCGGAGCAAGGCACAGGUUCUGUGCAGGAAGAAGCAGGCGACGGAGAGGCUGGUGUCGCUGGCGGCGCAGAGCGAGAAGCGCGUGCAGGAGCUGGAGAGGAACAUCCAGCUGAUGCGGCGGCAGCAGGGGCAGCUGCAGCGGCGGCUGCGCGAGGAGAGCGAGCAGAAACGGCGGCUGGAGACGGAGGUGAACAAGGGACAGCACCGAGUCAAGGAACUGGAACUGAAGCACGAGCAGCACCAGAAAAUCCUGCGCAUCAAAACAGAGGAAAUUGCGGCUUUCCAGAGGAAGCGGCGGAGUGGCAGCAAUGGUUCUGUGAUCAGCCUGGAGCAGCAGCAGAAAAUUGAGGAACAGAAGAAGUGGCUGGACAUGGAGAUGGAUAAAGUUCUCGAGCAGCGCCAGGCCCUGGAUGAGCUGGAAGAUGAGCUGAGGAAGCGGGAAGCUAUUGUGGCCAAGAAGGAAGCCCUGCUGCAGGAGAAGAAUGGUCUGGAGAGCAAACGGCUGCGCUCCAGCCAGGCCCUGACAGAUGACAUAGUGCGCGUGUCCAGCCGCCUGGAGCACCUGGAGAAGGAGCUGAGUGAGAAGAACGGGCAGCUGCGCCACGGCAGUGCCCACGACCAGCAGCAGAUCCGCCAGGAGAUCAACAGCCUGCGCCAGGAGAAGGACCAGCUGCUCAAACAGAGGCUGGAGCUCGACAAUAAGCUGCGUCAGGGCACGCUGCUGUCCCCAGAGGAAGAACGGAUCUUGUUCCAGCUGGAUGAGGCAAUUGAGGCUCUGGAUGCAGCCAUUGAGUACAAGAAUGAGUCCAUCACGUGCAGGCAGCGAGUCCUGCGGGCCUCGGCCAGCCUGCUGUCGCAGUGUGAGAUGAACCUCAUGGCCAAGCUCAGCUACCUCUCCUCCUCUGAGACACGAGCUCUGCUCUGCAAGUACUUUGACAAGGUGGUAACACUGCGAGAGGAUCAGCACAGGCAGCACAUUGCCUUCUCAGAGCUGGAGAUGCAGCUGGAGGAGCAGCAGCAGCUGGUGUACUGGCUGGAGGCGGCCGUGGAGCGCCAGCGCCUGGAGAUGGACCGCCAGCUGACCCUGCAGCAGAAGGAGCACGAGCAGAACAUGCAGUUACUGCUGCAGCAGAGCCGUGAGCAUUUGGAUGAGGGGCUGGCCAGCAGCAAGCUGCAGUAUGAGGCGAGGAUUCAAGUGCUGGAAAAGGAGCUGAGCCGUUACAUGUGGGCAAACCAGGAGCUGAACCAGAGACUGAAUAACAUGAACCUCCAUCCUGGACAGACCAAAGCAGGGAUGGAGAGGAGCAUUCAUGGGGCUGGGGACAGGGCUGCCCCUGAGCCUGGUGCCAGUGAGGAAUUCAGCCUCAGGGAGCAGCCCGUGCCUCCAGCUGCCGCCGAGGAGAGCCCUCGGGCCAGGGAUGAGGGCAGGGACCUGGUGCACGCCCCUUUGCCCUCGACAUGGAGGCGUUCCUCGCUGCCCAGCGACAGCCCCGGCGACCCUCGGCAGAGGGACACAGAGCACUCGCUGAGAGCGGGGCAGCCCCACGAGCUGCUCCCACCACGGAGCCUGGCUGCCCCCAAACCCCGCCGGGAGCUGCGCAGAGCCAGCCUGAACGUCAGCCCAGUGCCUCAUCACCCAGCCAUGAUAGACGUGAGGAAAAACCCGCUCUAGAGCCAGGCUCAACGCUCACCUGGCACAGGGCAGGGAGCAGCAGGUACUGCCGACCUGAGCUUGAGAGCCCUCCUGCCCCACAAUCAGCUUGGUGACAGCCCUGUUACAUUUCAGGGGCCUGAGGAAGAGAAAGAUGUGACUUCUUGUCAUGAGGGAGUUGGGUGUGUACGGUGUGGGAGCACCAGCCUACAUUCUUCACAUUGCUGCCAGUCGAAGCUUUUCCUCUGCUCCCUCAGCAGCUUAAACACUGUGAAGCAGGAGACACUUUGCUUCCAGGCCUCUUAACACUAAAAACUUGUUUACAAUGUGGAAUUCUGAGCUGAAGAGCUUGCUCAGCCCUGGCAGCCUCAGAGGAUGCAGAUGCUCUGCAGUCCUGCAGAAUUUGUACAAAGAUUUUUGUAGUAACUUUGGGUUUUUUACAUUUCUACUAUAACUUUUCUAAUAAAGCAGAGUGAGUUUUAUGAAA